AUGUCUGCUCGGCCGGGCGGCGGGGGCGGUCCGAAAGAGGCCGAUACUGACGCACCGGCAUUGUUCAGAUAGGACCCGAUGAGGGUGACGGUUCAGAUCGUCACGGUGGGCAGCCAGUCAGCCGCGAGCAGGCGUCUCAGGGAGGGUGAGCAGAGUGGUGGCCCGGUGGUGAGAGUGACAGAGGUGUGCUCUGAUCGAACGACGCCGGUGGCGGCAGGAAGGGAACGACAGCAACACUUCUUGGAUCGAGACACUCCUGCUGUGAAGCAGGCUCACCUCCAUCUCUAAGGAUGGGAGAGUACGAGUCUAACAACCUGCUGGUGCCGCUGUUUCUGCUGGAGACAGUCGUCACAGGCUGUCUAGCAGUCAUCUUCUACUAUCUCAAAUACUUGGACAACUUCAAAGAUCGCCGGUAUCCACUGCCAUGCACAGAUAUCCAGUGGAUCUCCUAUCCAUAUUACCAGGACACGAAAGGUCUACCACUUAGUAUGACCGACCCAGGCCUCUAUACCGCCUGCUUCUUCAUACCUACUCUCAUAGUUAUAUUCUUCGAGAUAAUUCACUGGUUCUUCUACCAAGGUAGCAAGAAGGCGAUUGUGGCCGCCUGUCCCAACUGGACAUUCCACUUUUUCACGCGGCGCGUCAUCCGAAUCGUAGGUACGCUGUUGUUCGGCUACUUUCUGACUACGGUGCUCGUCUUCACGCUGAAAUACAUGUUCGCCGUGCCUCGGCCACAUUUCCUCGCGGCCUGUCAGCCGAACGCCACCGCCCUCUACAUCGCCUGCGGUGGCGACAUCUACACCGACCACCUAAACACCUCGGCUAUGUUCCUGCCCUCGGAGACCAUCUGCCAGGCGGGGCCACGGGCGCUCACAGACGCGCUCCAGAGCUUCCCCUCUGAGCACGGCGCACUAGCAGCCUUCUGUGGCGUCUUUCUGGCCGCCUACAUGCACCGGAUGACGUCAUUCAGGCGGCUGGUCACUCCCCGGCCGCUGCUGGUCUUCCUGAGCCUGCUGGGAGGGGUCACUCCCGGCAUCGGCAGCCUGAAUGCGUUCCAAGUGCGCUGGGCGGACCUGCUGGUGGGAUACCUGAUCGGAACACUGGUGGCAGUCUACCUGACCCAGGUGAGCCUGGCGCAGUUUGCCACGGAGCGGCACCCGGCCCCGCCUCUGCAGACGGUGGCCACUCUGGUAGGAGGUCCACAGAGCCAGGCGGCUCUCAGUUUCGGCACCCAGGAGGACGCUGCUGUGCUGUUCCAUUCGCCGGGACUGGACAGGGAUGGGCCGCCGUCCAUCCCACGCGCCAACCCCAACUCUCCGGUGAAGGUGACUGAGGUGUCCAACAGAGCCAGUUUUGUGGAGCCCUCCGGAAGCUACACCAACAGAGCCUACCUGGGACCACGGGUCCUGCCCCGAAGGGCCUACUGAGGCGAACACUAUCAGAACUGGACAGAAAGAGAAGGACAGAGAGAUUAGGGAAGGGAAGGGAAAGGAUGAUAAGGAUCGGCAGAGCAGAUACGCAAUUAGCAGCAGGACAAUGAAAGGGGCGCGAGAGGUGAGAAUGCUGGCUAGAGCUUGUGUGAAGAACAUGAGAAACAAAGAAGUGGAGUUGGCGAAGUAGAAAGUGGUGCGCGGAGAGAGGGCUGCAACGAAGUAGGAAAAUCUGACGGAGCUAGGGAAGAGUGCAAGGAGCAGGAGAGUGAGCGCAGGGACCAACCAAAGGGAAAAGUGACAAUGCUUAUAAGUUGGUGAUUUCCAGAGCAGAUGAAAAGGCAGCUAAAAAGGACAAUGCUGUGUAGAGCAUCCAUGAGGACGGGAGAGAAAAUGAAAAGGUUUGGCCAGCCAAAGUGGGUGAGACGGGAAUCAUUGCACUGAAUGAGGAGAGCGAGGGAGAUGAAUGGCGAGGGAAAGCGUAGUUUAUGAGUGUAGCCGGGCGCCGCGCUACCCACAGCAGUAUUUUGUGCUACAUCGCUUCCUUUUAGUUAGUUGUUAGUAUAGUUACCAGUGAUGCUAGCGGUAAGUGUUCCGGCAAGCGCAUGCCUUCAAAGUUGCUCCCUUUAGACUGAUGGUUGUAUCGAUCGUAAGGCCGGUAAAGAGUGCUUGUAUAUGUUAGGCAUGCAUCAUGUGCUUAAAAUGUGUCAUCAUUAGCCAAUAGUCAUGUGCCUCAGACUAUACGAGUUGUUGUUAUGUAUGUGACCCAAAUAUAGAACAAGCAGAAAAAGAUGUCACAAUUAUUGUCAUUAAUUUGACUCAAGUUAUGUAGCUCAGUCAAACCUAAUCAUUUUACAAACGAUGCCCUGAUGUCAUGUUUUGAGUGCUCUUGGAUCAAAGCGUGCAAUUGAUGACUUAAAUGGUUUUCCGUUAUAACGGCUUUCUUUUGUAUAAUCAACAGACAAACAUACAUGUUCCCAACUGUUUCCCACCGACCGUAAAUGAAAAAGUCCGUGGCUGACUGUCGCACCUCCGUGUUCACCAAGUCGCCGAUAUCGACAACAUAGUACUGAUAUUGCUGCGGAACUGCUGAAAAACACGCUACUGCAGAACUGCAUUAGCCAUUAAAGACGUCCGGAAAACAUUGCGUGGCUGCCAUGCUUUCUAGGUC
This is a messenger RNA of Amphibalanus amphitrite, 2601 nucleotides long. RefSeq names its product phospholipid phosphatase-related protein type 5-like. The record is from RefSeq and is a predicted model, not a curated record. Gene Ontology annotation, molecular function: phosphatidate phosphatase activity. NCBI's taxonomy places the organism in Eukaryota, Metazoa, Arthropoda, Thecostraca, Balanomorpha, Balanidae. Bases 291 to 1427 code for a protein of 378 amino acids. The transcript has 7 exons. Gene Ontology annotation, biological process: signal transduction; phospholipid dephosphorylation; phospholipid metabolic process.